GAUCGCGUGACCCGUCCCUCCCCGGCCCGGGCGGGCGCCCGCCCGCACCUGACCCGCGGUCGCUGCUGCCGACCCGGCGCGCGUGCGCAAAGGAGUGCGAGGGCCCGGAGCUGAGUGCGCGCGCGCGCGGAGGCACGGCCGAGACCAUGGACCGGAAGCGGCCGCCCUGCUCCCGCCCGCUGCUGGGGGCCUGCGCCCUCCUCUCCUUGGCCACCGCUGUCCUCCUGGGGCACGUCCUGCUCCACGAUUUGGCGGUGAUGCCCCAGGAGCCGCGCGGCUUGUCUCGAGACCCUGAGGAGAAGCUCGGAGCUCACCAGCAGGGAGCCAGCGGCCCCGGGCCCCGCCCCCGCCCAGGGGGAGCGGCACCCACACAGUGCGAUGCGCCCCCCAACAGCCGCUUCGACUGCGCCCCCGACAGGGCCAUCACCCGGGAGCAGUGCGAGGCCCGCGGCUGCUGCUAUGUGCCCGUGGGGCCGCCCCGGGGCUCCCAGAUGGGGCCGCCCUGGUGCUUCUUCCCCCCCAGCUACCCGAGCUACAGGCUGGGGAACCUGACCGCCACGGACACGGGCUACACGGCCAGCCUGGCCCGCGCCACCCCGACCUUCUUCCCCAGGGACAUCCUGAGCUUGCGGCUGGACGUGCUGCUGGAGACCGACAGCCGUCUCCACUUCACGAUCAGAGACCCCGCCAGCAGGCGCUACGAGGUGCCCAUGGAGACCCCGCGUGUCCACAGCCGGGCGCCGUCCACGCUGUACACUGUGGAGUUCUCCGAGGAGCCCUUCGGGCUGGUGGUGCGGCGGAAGCUGGACGGCCGGGUGCUGCUGAACACCUCGGUGGCGCCCCUGUUCUUCGCUGACCAGUUCCUGCAGCUGUCCACCUCGCUGCCCUCCCAGCGGGUCACCGGCCUGGCCGAGCACCUGGGCCCCCUCAUGCUCAACACCAACUGGACCAAGAUCACGCUCUGGAACCGGGACCUGGCGCCCACUGCCGAUGCGAACCUGUACGGGUCCCACCCUUUCUACCUGGUGCUGGAGGACGGCGGGCUGGCGCACGGGGUCUUCCUGCUGAACAGCAACGCCAUGGACGUGGUCCUGCAGCCGAGCCCGGCCCUCAGCUGGAGGUCGACCGGCGGGAUCCUGGACAUGUUUGUCUUCCUGGGCCCGGAGCCCGAGAGCGUGGUGCGGCAGUACCUGGACAUCGUAGGCCGCCCGUUCAUGCCGCCCUACUGGGCGCUGGGCUUCCACCUCUGCCGCUGGGGCUACUCCUCCACCGCCGUCACCCGCCAGGUGGUGGAGAACAUGACCAGGGCCGGCUUCCCGCUGGACGUGCAGUGGAACGACCUGGACUACAUGGACGCCAGGAGGGACUUCACCUUCAACCCGGACGGCUUUGGGGACUUCCCGGCCAUGGUGGAGGAGUUCCACCGGGGCGGCCGGCGGUACGUGAUGAUCGUGGACCCCGCCAUCAGCAGCUCCGGCCCUGCCGGGAGCUACCGGCCCUACGACGAGGGUCUGCGAAGGGGGGUCUUCAUCACCAAUGAGACCGGGCAGCCGCUGAUCGGGAAGGUGUGGCCGGGGCCCACCGCCUUCCCCGACUUCACCAACCCCGAGACCCUGGACUGGUGGCAGGACAUGGUGGCUGAGUUCCACGCCCAGGUGCCCUUCGACGGCAUGUGGAUCGACAUGAACGAGCCGUCCAACUUCGUGAAGGGCUCCGUGGACGGCUGCCCGGACAAUGACCUGGAGAACCCGCCCUACGUGCCAGGCGUGGUUGGCGGGACGCUCCGGGCGGCCACCAUCUGUGCCUCCAGCCGCCAGUGGCUGUCCACCCACUACAACCUGCACAACCUGUACGGCCUGACCGAGGCCCAGGCCUCCAGCCGGGCCCUGGUGAAGGCUCGGGGGACGCGCCCCUUUGUCAUCUCCCGCUCUACCUUCGCCGGCCACGGCCAGUACGCCGGCCACUGGACGGGAGACGUGGAGAGCAGCUGGGAGCACCUGUCCCUGUCCGUGCCGGAGAUCCUGCUGUUCAACCUGCUGGGGGUGCCCCUGGUGGGGGCCGACAUCUGCGGCUUCCGCGGCAGCACGUCGGAGGAGCUGUGUGUGCGCUGGACCCAGCUGGGGGCCUUCUACCCCUUCAUGCGGAACCACAACGAGCUGCAGAGCCUGCCCCAGGAGCCCUACAGGUUCAGCGAGCCGGCGCAGCAGGCCAUGAGGAGGGCGCUCACCCUGCGCUACGUGCUGCUGCCCCACCUCUACACGCUGUUCCACGGCGCCCACACCAGGGGCGACACCGUGGCCCGGCCGCUGUUCCUGGAGUUCCCUGAGGACUCCCGCACCUGGACCGUGGACCGCCAGCUCCUGUGGGGCAGGGCUCUGCUCGUCACGCCGGUCCUCGAGCCCGGGAAGGUCGAAGUGACUGGCUACUUCCCCGCCGGCACCUGGUACGACCUGCAGGCGGUGUCAGCAGAGGUCCUGGGGAGCCUCCCGCCUGCACCCGCGGGACGCCCCGCGCCGGCCAUCCACAGCGAGGGGCAGUGGGUGACGCUGCCAGCCCCCCUGGACACCAUCAACCUCCACCUCCGGGCCGGGCACAUCAUCCCCCUGCAGGGCCCCGGCCUCACGACCACGGAGUCCCGCAAGCAGCCCAUGGCGCUGGCCGUGGCCCUGACCUCGGGCGGGGAGGCCCAAGGGGAGCUCUUCUGGGACGAUGGGGAGAGCCUGGGGGCGCUGGAGCGCGGGGCCUACACCCAGGUCGCCUUCCUGGCCGGGAAUAACACAGUCAUGAACCAGCUGGUGCACGUGGACAGUGAGGGGGCCGGCCUGCAGCUGAGGAGGGUGGUGGUCCUGGGGGUGGCCUCGGCCCCCCAGCAGGUCCUCUCCGAUGGCGCCCAGGUCUCCAACUUCACCUACAGCCCCGACACCCAGACCCUGGACAUCCCUGUCUCGCUGAUGGUGGCACAGCAGUUUCUGAUCAGCUGGUCCUAACGGGCGGCCCCGGCGCUCCCCUGAGCCACGAGGCCCUGACUCGUCCUCCGUGUCUCCUGUGCUGGGGCUCGGCCGGAGCGGCACCGUCACAGCACUCAGCUGGGGCCCCAGGUGGGGCCGUGCCCUGGGGGCCGCCUGGAUUCUGAAUGUUUUCUCGAGAGACCUGCUCUCCACAGCCCGUCCCUAGAAUGCACUAGUGGUCAGCUGCCGCUGGCCGCCCACCCGUGAUGAGGGGUGGUACAUGGAGGGCCUCACCCCAAAGUCUUACCCGGGGCGGCUCUGCUGCUUCCCUGGCCGAUGGCGGAGCUGGACGGUCACCACAGACUGCUUCCUGGGGACCUCGGGAGAAUUCCCAGAACCGGGGAAACCUUCCUUUCAAGUGCAAUUGUUUGU
Messenger RNA from Phyllostomus discolor (pale spear-nosed bat), 3380 nucleotides. RefSeq names its product glucosidase alpha, acid (gene GAA). NCBI's taxonomy places the organism in Eukaryota, Metazoa, Chordata, Mammalia, Chiroptera, Phyllostomidae. The transcript is spliced from 20 exons. Gene Ontology annotation, molecular function: carbohydrate binding; alpha-1,4-glucosidase activity. The record is from RefSeq and is a predicted model, not a curated record. Gene Ontology annotation, cellular component: lysosomal membrane. The coding region runs from base 147 to 2987 and encodes 946 amino acids. Gene Ontology annotation, biological process: lysosome organization; glycogen catabolic process.